AUGACUUCCAUUGAUGUGCUCUCAAUGCCCUUGCUCCCAGGCUAUACGCGUCAUGCGCAAGAUCCCUGCCAAACCCUUCCAAGAGACGUCAAAGCGCGCAUUCGCGCCAUACAGCAAAAGUUUCCAGGUCUACGACGUCCAAAGAGUAAAGUCCCUUCGUCUGAAGCAAACGCUGUAAGUGUACGCAUACCCAUCUAUUGCUGCGAGGAUCAGCUUCUCACGGCUGAACAACUCGAGCAGCUAGGAUUGCCAACUGUUACUUCCUCUGGCCAGCUCAUCGACUACCAGAUCCUGCCGAUAGACCGACUCGAUGAUGAAGAAUUGCCGGCGUAUUUGCCGCGACAGCGAAAGCCCGGCUUCAAAGGCUGGCUGCAACAUCAGUAUCGGCGGCGAGAACUUGUUCGAGCAGAUGGGACGAUCCUAUGGGAUGAGGUAUUUGGCUUGUGUGUGGUAGUUUUCUUUACUGCCGUUGUCGUCGUUGCUGCUGCAGUUGUCUUGGCUGCUCUUAUCUAG
Protomyces lactucae-debilis is the source of this 513-nucleotide messenger RNA. RefSeq lists its product as uncharacterized. Lineage: Eukaryota; Fungi; Ascomycota; Taphrinomycetes; Taphrinales; Protomycetaceae. The record is from RefSeq and is a predicted model, not a curated record. The transcript has a single exon. The coding region runs from base 1 to 513 and encodes 170 amino acids.